Molecule: messenger RNA, 1010 nt
Organism: Paramecium sonneborni
Lineage: Eukaryota; Ciliophora; Oligohymenophorea; Peniculida; Parameciidae
Source: the annotation of a GenBank genome assembly
AUGAAUCAUUAAUCAUUACCUUAAUUACAAAAGUUCAAACAAAUUGCAUAAACUCCUGAAGAAAAUUCCAAAAGAAGUGAUGAAGUGACUCGAUUGAAAUAAUAGAUUGCUCAGUUACAAAAAUAAAUAGAAUUCGUUCAAUAGAACAAAUCCUUUGUAAUGAAAAUUCAAAAUUAGCAAUGCACUCUCUGUCUCAGAUAUAAAGUACUAAGGUACUUUAUUUAUUGUAGACUUAAAUCGAACAAUUAAUCAAAUAAGAAAAAUAGAUCAAGAAAUAAUAUGAAUUAAAAAUUGAAGAAUUAUUAUUAAGUUUAAAUCAAAAAAAUGUUAAACUAAAACUUUCAUAAACUUAACAAACUGACCAUGUUCCAACCCUAGAAAAAAGUAUUUAAGUUGAAUUAUAGAUUGUGUAAUAAAAUCAAUUAAAUUCUAUUGAAACUUUGAAGUAAUCUCCUUUAGUAAAAUAAUAUGAACAAAUUAUAAUUGAUUUUCAUAAGGAUUAUGAAAAUAAGGCCUAUUAAGUUUUAUAAUAUAAGGAAUUAUAUGAAAAAUAAAAAUCUUAGUAUGAAUAAUUUAAAUCUUAACAUAUAAAUUGCAAUGAAAAAAUACAUAAAUUAUAAAUCGAAGUUAAUUUUUUAAAAGAUACCUCAAAUCAGUAUAAAUUACCUGAUAACAUCUUAAAUCUUAAAAAGUCUAUUGAUUGCACAAUAGAAUAAAAUAAAAUGAAUUAAGUUGUAAUGAAGACUUAAGAAAGUGAUUCUACUAUUAAGAUAUAUCAGAAAUUGUAAUAAAUAGAGACAGAUUUAUAUAUUAGUCUAAGAUGCACAAAAUGCAAAGAUUUUUAUUAAAAUCCUAUUACAUUUGUUCCUUGUGGCCAUAGUGUUUGUUUUAAAUGCCAAAACAAUAGAUGUGAAAAAUGUGAAAAAGAGGCUAGUUAUUUUAGAAAUAAUAAUUUAGAUCUCUUAAUCAAGAUAUAUAAUCAAAUUAAAGAUAUUCAUUAAAAAAGAUGA